Messenger RNA from Eriocheir sinensis (Chinese mitten crab), 2813 nucleotides. RefSeq lists its product as uncharacterized. Bases 207 to 2813 code for a protein of 868 amino acids. The record is from RefSeq and is a predicted model, not a curated record. The transcript has 7 exons. Lineage: Eukaryota; Metazoa; Arthropoda; Malacostraca; Decapoda; Varunidae.
CGGGUCAGUCAGGCAGCGAGCGUGAGGGUGGAGGCGGCGGCCAGGAGAACCACAGCCAAGGAACACGAUAACAAGUGGGAGCAGUAUUAGGAGGGAGGAGGUGCGGCUGGAGGCGAAGAAGAAGAAGAAGGCGCUGUAGUGAACGGCUCGGGGCAGACCUUGUUGGUGGGAGUGGAUGCUGGAGGGUGGGAGUCCAUGCCUAAGAGAUGGAACUGUUUGAUCAAGAAACUGAGAUUGUUGAUGGGGUGACUGUCAAGCUUUAUGAGACAUUUGGUUCGGAUGCUGAAGAAUUAAUCUCUCGAAAGGAUAUUGUUGAUAAAGCCCAGAUUCAGUUGCUGAAGGGUUGCAAUGUUCAAGAAGCUAUUGAACAAAUUUUCUCAUCCCUACAGUGGAUUAUCAGGAGGGAGUUAGACAAACUUAAUAGUGUUAAGAAAAUUAGAGAUGAUUUGGAGAGAACCUCAGAAAAGCUGAUUGUAAAGAAGAUACAAGAAAACCUUGAGAAAGAAGCUGGAUGUUUCCAAGAAAAAGGACCACACACUGCAGAGGAAGAGGCUCAUGCAUCGUCCCAGCCUGAGUUGUCGUCUGUGGGUGAGGCUUCUAACUCAGUUGUCAGUAGGACAAGUGCCUCAACUACCUUAGAAGAUAGUAAUCUGCAUGAUGAUCAUAAAGAUAUUAGCAGUGAUGAUGAUGAUGUACUUAUAGUAAGUCCUGCUCCCAAGGAGCCAGCUCCUCUAAUUCUGCUAACUGAUGACAGUUGUGAAAGCACCUCCUCUGUCACUAAUAAUGGUUGUGAAUCCAUUAUAAAUUUAACUAAAAGUCAGAAGGGAGGUGCUAAGCCAAGCAUAUAUGCAAAAGACUUUUCAUUUGUUUUGGAACUUUUAAAAGAUGUGGCAGCACAAAAGCAAAUGCCCAAAAGAAAAGCAGAAAUUGCCCUGGAUUAUGCUGAUGAUAGUCUUGCCAAUCUACACAAGGAUGAGAGAACAUUAAAUGAAAGAAUUAAUGAGAUAAAGAGUGAAGAAAAAAGAUGCAUAGAUAAUAUUGACAAUAUGUCGGCGUCCUCAUCAUCCACUGGUACGGAGGAUGACGAUAGUGCUAGUCACUCGCCUCCUUCCUCCUUGUCUGCCAGUUUACUUUCACAGUUACAAAACUCCCCUCCUGCUGAGGCCAGUGGUAGUCACUUGCCUCCUUCCCCCUUGUCUGCCAGUAUUCAUUCACAGUUACAAAACUCCCCUCCUGCUGAGACCAAAUCAAAUGCAUGUACUGAUGAGAACAAAAAUAAUGCAAUAAAGAUACAUGUUUUAAGCCUCCCAACCAGUAAUCAGCCUGAAGGAAGUCAGUCUGCUGAACUAUGGGAAGAUGCACACUUUGUUUGCUCCUUGCUGCCAUACUUCACCUUAAAGGAUGUUCAUCAGACUAUGGUUGAUAACCUCCACCACCCAGACCGUCGGGCCUAUGUACUAGAGGCAUACAUUAAUCUUGCUGUGGAUCGCCAGGAGCCUGUGCAAGAUGAUGUGUUUCAAGGACUGUGGGCAGUUAGAAAGCGGUCCCAUGGAGAGGUGGCUGACUCUCAUGUCAAAGGCAAUAUCAAAAAAAGAAAAAUCGAGCUUGAACCUGAGGCAGAUGUGAAGGGAUUGAGAAAUGAUGAGGGCAUUCCUUCUACUAGUAAUGCUGGAAGUACCCCAUUGAGGGGAAAUGAACCAGGCAUGUCUACAGAUGUAAAUACUGACAUAUCUGAUGCUAAAGUUAAGGAUCCUGUUAUGGAGAAGUGGUACGAGGAAAAGAUGAAUCUUGUAUGUGCGGUGGUGCAAGGAGUAGACAGGAAUCUCCUAUGGACUCAAAUUCUAUCCUGCCAGACUGAUGCUGAUAUUGAAGCACUGGUGGAACGUUUAAUGGAAGAGCAAGAUCAAGCUGCCAUUCAUUCCACUAUUACUGCUGCUCCUUAUCAAGGGCAAGACCAGCCAAGCACUAGUGCCUUUCAGCCUGUAGCUGCUGCUGGACCUAGCCAUGCAUCGGAAAGGAGAGAUGAGCCUGUACCUGGGCAGUCCAGUGAAGAAGCUGCUACUGGAGAAGAAGACCAGGGAGGACAGGCAGCAGACCUUGAAGAGAAGAUCUUGGCUCAGGUCAAGACUCUUUCAGAGAUGUUUGCAGAUGCUGACCCAGACUAUCUCCAGGAAAGGUGUGUGGACAACAAUGGGGAUGAAGCCAAAUUCCAGGAAGUUGUGGAUUCGCUUCUUCAGAAGAAGGAUUACCCCAAGAUCGAAGAAUAUCACAAAAGGCAAAAGAGACUUGAAAUUAAGAAGAAAUUUAUUGAGGGAAUGUCUGUAGAAGAAUUCCUAGAGUACUUUGAAGAUCCUGAGAAGGUGUUCAGUGACACCAGCACCAACAUGAGCCCUACCUACAUAGAGAAUGCCCGUACGCAGCUAAAAAGGGACUUGCCAUUCCACCUUAUUCGGGACAUAGACAGUACCUUCAAGAGUAACAACCACCACUACCUGCCUACCCUUAGAGCUCUACAGGAGAAUACAAAACUGACUCAUAGAAAGACCAAACGCACCUCAAACUUAAAGGAGAGGGACUUAGAUGACAUCUUUAUCAAGGAGUUGUGUUAUGCACGUAUGGAGGCAGAAAUAAAAAAUCACCUGUUCAAGAAAGAAGAAUACAAGCGAUGGUCCUUCCUGCAGGCCAAGGCAAAAAAUCAGCUUAAAGAAUGUCGAUGUUGCUAUACUGAUGAGUUACUUGAGGAGGACAUGGAGCCAUGCAAAUCAGAGAUCGACCUAUCUCACAAGUUUUGUGUCAACUAUUGCCUACUCUGA